CUUCUAUUUUGUUGGGGGCGUGCUGCGCUGCUGCAGCGGUGAAGAGUCACGUAAAUGAUGCGGAUGUGCCCAGUUAUUUCCCACAACAAAGUGCAGUAAAGCACACUCUUGAUCAGCUGCGCGCGAAAUGGAAAGCAUUACAGAAAUACUCGACGGACUGAAGCUCUGCGUUGGCGACGAGCAGAAAGUGGACGAUGCCGAUUUAUUUCUUCGCCUGAAGAGUCUCCUGGCACUCCUCGCAGCUGAUGAACAACAUUCCAAGUCCGAAGCGAGCCGGCAGCAGGUGUGUGAGCGUCUCGUGAAGAGUGCGUUUGUCAGUUCCACAAAAGAUAUUCUCAAGGGUUCCUCAGCCGUCACUGAAGAAACCUUGGCUCUCCUUGUUCAAGUGAUAGCCGAAGCGGCCAAAUAUGAGCCUCUGAGGAAACAGUUCACAGAAGCAGCUGUUGUGGAUCCUCUCCUGGGACUUAUAUCUCAUAAGAACUAUGCAGUGGUGCUCCAGGCUUGCCGUGCUCUUGGAAACAUCUGUUAUGAUAACGACGAUGGAAGGGACCUUGUCCGGGCUAAGCAAGGUGUCGAGCAGCUGUUGCAACUUCUGCAGAAUGUUCUUGAAGUCGACUCAGCACCAAGAGAUCUGCAUACUGUUGUUUCAGGGUGCCUCCUAAAUUUGACAGAUAUGCAAGAAAUACAAGAGGACGCCCUUCGUUUGGGUGUGAUUGAUAUUCUGCUCAAGUACCUCCAAAAGUAUUCGGAUGUUGAAGAUGUCGUCAUGCACUGUGUCUUGGUGCUCAACGGCAUUGCUGAUUCAGACGAUGGUCGUAAGCGACUUACCGAAAAACACACACUGUCUCUUCUGCUUAGUAAUCUUGACAGAGUUUUCUCGGAAGAAGUGACUGAAGUUUUGCUCGAGUUGUUUGGAAAUCUUGCUGAAAGUGAUGAGGUGAAAGAGGACCUUGUGGAACUGGGCUUUUGCGAAAAGCUCAUUGAAGUGCUGAAGCGAUUUCAACCUGGGUCUGGCACUCCUUUGUCAGAAGAGAAGCAGAGCGUGAUAAAGACUAUCUGCGACCUUACAGUCCUAGUCCUAACUGGAGAUGCUAGCAUGCGGCAUGUCUACCAAAAUGGUAGUGGGCCCAUCUACAAAGCCACCAUGGCAUGGCUCCAGAUGGACGAUGACAACCUUCGUGUGGCUGGAGCCCUUUCAGCAGGCAACUUUGCCCGCAAAGAUGAUCACUGCAUUCAGAUGGUCAGAGAUGGUGUUGCCAAACGUCUGCUGGACCUCCUCACAGAGCACACUGGCACAGACGGAGACAUCAGACUGCAGCAUGCCUUACUGGCAGCAUUGCGGAACCUUGCCAUCCCAUUGGAAAACAAGCCUCUGCUCGCAGAACUUGGCGCUGUUGACAAGUUGCUUUCAAUGCUGGCUGUGGAGACAUUCCCUGUCGUCUUCAAACUUCUGGGCACAUUACGUAUGCUAGUUGAUAAGCAAGAGGUUGUGGCUACAAAGUUGGGCCUAAAUGAGCAACUGGUGAAGCACCUUGUGACGUGGUGUAGCACUGAGGACCACCCAGGUGUCAAAGGUGAAUCAGUGCGGCUAUUGGCCUGGAUAGCGAAAAACAGCGCAUCACCUGAAGCUAAAGCAGUACUAUGCCGUCUGGGUGCAUUGCCGCACUGGGUGUCCAUGCUUUCCUCCGAGCACAGUCUCAUGCAGGCUGAGGGGCUGCUGGCUCUCACACUUUCCCUCAGUCCACCGCCAUCUGGUACCGCUCUGGAAGAUUUGAAAAAGGCUGAUGUUCUUCCUCUGCUGCGAUCAUUACUUGAGUCACCAGAAAUAUCACUUGAAGCUCUGCAGAAUGCAGUUGCUUUCACUACUGCACUAGCCAGCCUUGACUCUUUCAGGCCACUUCUACAGGCUGAAGGCUAUGCAGCGGUCCUCACUGACCUGAAGGACCACAGCAACCAUGUGCUGUCAAAAUCUGCAGCACAGGCCCUGCAGAUCCUUGAAAAAAAGGCGUGAAAUUACAGGCUUGAGCAUUUGGGGCAUAACCGCUGCUGCAUUGGCAAAAACCAUUUGUUUGACGUUGCUCUGUGCAACAUAUGUAAUUAAUGUUCAGGCCUUUGUAUGUGUAUGCACCUUUGGCUAUGACUGAUGGUGUGAGGGACAAACUUUGUUUUGUCCUCUUGAAGUUGAGUCAUUUUUUGAAAACUCUUUGGGGUGGCAACUCUCCUUUCUCCAUGGCAUGACCACUGCUUGAAAAAUAUUUAAAUGAAAUGUCCUUAGUGGCACUGGCAGAUGCCGGCACUUCUGAGACGACUUGGUCUGUGCUGCAUAUGUUUUGUUGAAAAUUUGCUCGCUGACAAUAUUGAGGGAUGCUGUUGAGUACAUGUAAGCAGUGAAAGCACGACUAACCACCAUUAUCCACACUCUCCCCUUUCUUAUUUCAUUGUGCUCCUUCUUUCCAUUUCUGUAUGUUUGGUGACUGUGGAAUCUCAUUAUGAUGAAGUCACGUCCUACAGGAAAAUACCUUCUUUAUAUCUUAUAUUUGUUAUUCGGUAUAAGCAUCUUGGAUUAUAUCGAAGUUUGAAUGUGUUUGUAGAUGUGAAGGUUUUUCUAAUGGUUUCAAAUACUUCGCAUCGUCAGCUGUGCAUGAUUAAACAUAAAACUGAAGCAAAACUGCAAUAAAUUUCAUCCCGCCCAUACUAAACAUAAAGCGCACAAAGUUACCUAGUAUAGAGCACGGUUUCUCAAAGUGGGUUCUGCGAGCCACUAAUGAAUUUUCCCUGGUUAUGCGUUCGCCAAGUAGCUAAGAUGACGAACACUGGGUGCACUCGAUCCAAGGAGCCUCCAUUGCCCAUGCCCGGGUGUCAAAAAGCACAUCACAUUGCAUAACAGAAACGUACCAGCAGCGUGUAGCCACCCAUCCUUCGGAAAUGGGCAGUACUACUAAGCUUUUGCACUUGAACGGUCUAGCGUCAAACUGAAACAAAGGGGCAGAGUCGGCAUUGCUACGGUCAUUAGCGGCAAUCGUAUAUGAUACGUGACUCACAGCAACACUGGAAUGCUUCGUGCUGAAUUGUGCCCUCUAUUUUUACAUAUAUAGCUGUGCAUAACACUGCGUUGGCGGCUCGCCGCAUCCCUUUAUCAGCGCGUAAUCAGCAUCCAUGAUUGCGUCUAUAGCCGUGGUUUCAUCUGCAGCGGUUGCAGCAAAUGGUUGUUUCAUUUUGACUUAGUGCGUGCGUCGGCCGCAUGCCUUCAGAACCGCAAGGUCACUCUAGAUGAUCGCGUGGAUAGCGGCCGUGGUUUCGUCCACAGCGCGUGUGGCAAACAGUAGUUUUGCUUUAACUCAGUGCAAAGCUAUCGAAGAUGAAGGGCACUGGUUAUGUUGUGGUGGACAGACGAUUUGUAGGCAACCGGCGAAAAAAUAAUCUGGAUGUGCACGCGGUAGUGAAAUGAGUGUCUCAGAUGAAGACUCACACCGCGGCCACCCUGCGAAGGAAUUCACGAGGCCUUUGCCACUGCGAGAGCUAAUCAGUCAUGAGAUAACGAGAACUGCAGCGUCCGCACUGCUCUUGUGCAAGGUAGAAACAGGAUUUGAUGAUUCAUUCAGUAAAUAAAGGCGUGUUGACGUAGUAAGCAUUUGUUUAUUAUUUUCUUGAUACCCUCGAUAAUUCGACAUUCAGUUAAUUCAAUCUUUUUUUUUUCCGGUCCUGUUUUACUGUGCUUAGAGUAGAGUCUGCACUAAUUCUAAGACCUCUUGUGAUGAAAUGUUAUAAGUGCCCUCAUGCGAUAAGCACUCAAGUACACAGUGCUCAAGUACAGCUGAGAGCCUCGGGAAUAAAUAGAUUUUCUGAAAUAAAUAACAUGCGUUUUUUUACCUCAUUGUUUUUUCUGCGGGGCGUCUAAAUGCACGGAAUGGCUCCUGACUGGAACAACCACAAACUGGGUCAAUGCCUGUGACCGCAAAGGGUUAAGAACAUACUUCAUUGCAAUAUUAUAGUGGAUCCAUCUGCAGCAACCAUAUAACUCGAUAAUUUUUUUUCUUUUUUUUUCUCUGUACCAUCGCCACAGAUGGCGCACACUUCUAAUUAUUCUCAAAGGCUUAAUAUACAAAUUCGAACAGACUCGCAAUAUACUGCCCUUUAAUACUUCAUUCUGAUAAUGUAGAACCAGUUAUGCUUUAGAGAGCCCUGAUUAUGCAAACAAACUGAUUAUUUGUUUCCUAAUGCUUGAUCUGUACUUUCAAUGAAGCAUGCUUCGUAAUGUGCUGUGUAAUUAGAAACUUGCUAUGUUGCAAAUGCCAGAAUGUGAACAUUGGUUAAAUUGUGUUGCUCAUUAUUUGAACACUAUUCAAAAUGUAUUCUACAGUUCAUUUCAUUGGCUUCUGGUAGUACUCAAUGUGGUCUGAAGAAUCACUACUUGUACACCCUUAAAGGAGUUCUGACACAAAAUUUUCGUGUCCCGCUUCUUGAUUUUUCAGGCACUUGAGUCUAUAAUUACAGUACAUAGCCACAAUUCCUCGAGAGCACCACAAUUUAUUCAUUACAGCACCUUCUGUACUACCUGUUCAAAUGCUCGUCAAGCACAGCACGGCUUCGGAUAUGAAAAAAGGACUCAUCAUGGCAGUGAAAGCAUAGGUGGUGGGGUGUGGUUGUUGAAGGCCAUACAAUGACCAUGUCGCCGAAAGCUACCAUAUUGGCUCUUCCAAGUGUAUGCUUCUCUUGGAAAUGCAGGGGGUUCCGUCAAGUGCUGAAUAGGUCUUUUGGCACAGCCAUAGUGUGUGUGCACAUGUCAGUGGUAUCUGGUACCGUGAGACUACCAUAGUAGAUUUCGUUGACGUGAGGGGCCACCUUUUUCAUGUCUGAAGCCAUGCUGCUCUUGGCGUGUGUUUUGAGCUUGUCACAUUAAAAGGUAGUAUAAUUUGUUUCUGUCUUGUCGAAUGGAGGCUCCAUAGCAUAAUUACUUGGUCAACGGUUAUCCAAUAAAGCAAUAAAAAUGACAUAUAUACAUUUUCCUUCAGUACUCCUUUAAUACAACGGAGAAAUUUAGAUCAGUUCUUUGUUGACUUUGUGAAAGCACUGGCUUGCUCUGUUGCAAGACUUUGGCAUUGAGGUUGGAAAAGAUAGGUUUGCCAAUGGGAGGUGUGAAGGAGUCUAAUAUGACUGCACAACUGCAGUGGUGGGAAGAAACACUUUGGCUGAGAACCAUCUGAAGCCUCCUUUACCACUUUUAGUCCUCGUGAGCAGUGCUUGGUGUUCAUAGCUUUUUCUUGUAAAGGAAUGAACUCGUAGGCAGUGUAAAGUAAAUUGUUUAUAUAAAUUGUUUGCUCUUAUAAACUUUGUGCUCCCCUACCUGCUUCUUGCUCAAACUGACGUAGUCAGCUGCCUUGGGGUGAAACUGUAUUGAUCACUUACUGCUGCCAGUUUCAUUGCUUCUUACCAUCAGAGAUGGGACACCAUAGACUUUGUUGUACAGAGUAUUUACAGGCAGUUAUGUGUAGAGGAGCAUUUAGAGAACCGUUCCUAGGUCUAGAACACUUGUAAGAUGUCAAGAGCUCGGUGUUAAAACCUUGGUUGCUCCUCCCAAACCACCUCGCAAUGAAUCACUACACACCAGUGACCUGACUGGGUCACUGGAAUGUGCCAUGCAUAAGACCACUUCUUGUUCUGCACGUUGUCCAGAACACUGCCAGAAAAAGGAAAGGGUAGGAAAGGUGGAUGCCUGAAGUGUUGCCACUCGCGUUGUGCCAUUCAUGCAACCUUCGAAGACGAAUUAGCUUGUAGGUGAAAAAACGUGAGCACACGAACCACCUUCGCUGCCAACGCCUUGCCAUUCUCCAAAAUGUGUACUGUCAAAGUGGCAACAGCUGCUGGACAAUGAGGAGUGCAGGGGCGCAUAAUAAUGAUUAUGGAAUGCAACAGCCUAACCCCAGCGCCCAAGUGGUGCAUUGCACCCAUUGACGGCUACAGUGCGAGACUUAAGCACCUGGCAACAAUGGCCAUGCUGCGUUCCAGCGAGACUCAAAGCAGCGAUUGCUUUCACUUCCAGAGCUAAGCUUUCUUCAACCUCCCCUGCCUCACCUCGCCAUCCUUUAGAUUAUAGUACUUAACAAAAAUGAUUAUAAUGUUGAAGAUUGGGCUAGUUGGUAUAGCAUACUUGUCUAAAUAUAAGCAGUAAUCCACACAAACCAAAAAAAGAGCCACAUGCACACACAAUGCCCUGUGUGUGCAUGUGACUCUUCUGUUUUAUGUAUUAUAGCACUGUUUAUAGGCAAUAAAGAUAAUUCUAUAGGUUUUUUUCUUGAAGCGUGUUUAGAAGCAUCAGUGUAGUCUGACAGCCCCAGCAGUGCAAAUUACGUAUCUGAUGCUACUGACUAGAAGUUUCAUUCAACCAACCAAGAUGGUGGGCUCAGUGGCCAUCUCAUUCUGCUGGUGAACAUUUGGUCACCGCGUCAGUGCACAUUCCCUGCAGUUUCAUUUUGAUAGGGGCAGAACACAAACAUUUGUGUACGAAUAUUUAGCUGCAUUAGUAAAAACCCCAAGGAGCUAAAAUUAAUCCAGAGUCACCAACUGUGGCAUCUCCCAUAGCCUGUGUGUCACUUUGGAAUUUGUUAAGCCCCCCUCCUUUUUUUUUUUUUUACUUUGAUUAUGACUAUUACGCAAGCUGCUUUCUUAAGCUGAUAAUCACAUGCACAAGCGUAAGCCCUCAUUAUAUUCAUGCAAAUGCAGUAUUUCAGACACGCGAACACAUUUCAAAUAUGCUAAUGAGUAAUGUCUUUUUAUUUCUUCAUUUUAAUUAUUUAUUUUAUUAUUUUUUCCCCAUAUUUCGUGGGCAUUUCAGGGCCCGAAAAAGAGCUUCACAUAAAAGAUAUGUUUGUGGAGACAAAUUGGUUAUUAGGUGUUUCAUAAUAAACUCUAAUUCUCCAGUAGAACCUAUUCUAUAUUUAGAAAUUGUCAUAAAUAAACUUAAUUAUCGAAGUAUGCACACAACACUAAAUAUUCCAACUAAAGACAAGUGCAAACAAUGUGCCAUCAGUUGGCCCCUUUGCCUGCAGUAUGCCAUAAUUUUUUUAGAAGUGCAAUUGUGACAAAGUAUACUGUAUGAUAUUGCAAUUUUCUGUGAGAAAUUCAUUACGAAAUUUUGUAAGCUAUUUGUUGCUGCUUUUUCAAUAUUGUUGAACACCAUGUGCACUGCUGGCACCGGGGAGAAUAAAUAUGUAUAAUAGUUUAUUGUUAGUGCCAUAUAGCUCCACUUUCCACUUAGUUAAUUUCAUGGUGCUCACUGUUGCCUACAUUUACGAGUUUGUGUGCCGAGUGCUUACAUUUUCAUUUUCUGUCUCUUUCUUUAAUCAUAUAAUAAACUUCCAGUGGUAUGUCAAACCUUUCGCUCGGCUAGCCUCUACCAUUAACCUUUCUCUCCCUGACACACGUGCAUAUUUUCAGACACACUGGUUGAGGUGCACGGUUUCCUUGUGGUACAUUCUCGGAAUAUGCAGGUCAUGUGUACGAUGCAUAGGCUACGCAGUGUGAAUAACUUGGCGGUGGGUGUUCCUUAGGGUUAUUUUGAAAACUAGCAGUCUGGCAUAAUGCAGCUUCAACUUUCUGAACAGUUUAGCUCAAAAUUUAUUAGCAUUUCAAGGAUUUCAUUUAAAAAAUAGUAGUUUUACGCAUUGAAGCACAAGAGUAAGUGGAACAUCAAUUCAUUUCGUCAGACUGUUGGAAAAUUUAUAUCUCGGAUCUGGUGCAGUCCUGAGAACUCGUUCCAAGUGGAUAAGCCUUGCGAACUCACCGGCUGUAAUUUGUAGAUUGAACUAUGUGCCAUAAAAUAAUGAACUAAAAUGUUAAUUUGCAUAAUUAUAUUAAUUAUUCAAUUAAGCAUUUUUAUUUCUCAUAAUGGCCACCUCAUUGUGUGAUUUAGAUCAACGAUUAGAAUUGUGCUAUCUGCCACAGACAAUUUUUUUAAUUUGGUGCAGCUAAAAAAACAGCCUAUAUAUUGAAAUGGAUGAGGGUGAAGAUGUGGGCUUGCUAGGGAGUUAUACUGAAUUGGGAUGAACUGCAGCCUAAUAUGGACGGGUAUAUGACACAUGCUGUGGGUCUGUCAUUUUUCCUUGUGCCCGUGUCCCCGUAUGAGGCGUACACAUUACAGAAAGAAAAGUUGCCAAUUACAAUUACUUCAUUCAAAAAAUGCAAUCCGCCUCUCUCAUGGCGCCACGGUGCAUGUGCCCUGCCCUAGCGGAUUAGUUGCAAAACGUUUUGGAAGGGUCGCGCGCAUGGCCGCGCGCCAGAAAGCCCCCCCCCCCCUCAAAAAAAAAAAAGGCGCUCGGACACGCGCUGCUGCGCGCACUCGUGCCGUGUACCACGUUGAAACUCUACUGGUAGCUCGACAUCGGUGCGGUUCUGAAAACGUGCGUAGCGUAAGACCACAACUCCACUUUAAAAGAGAAUGUGGCCAGGGCAUCGUCCGAGUUGUCCGGACUGCACCGUGAGCCAGGUAGUUGCCGCCUUUCAUGAAUGGCUCGCUAAUUUAACGAAAAACCUGUGCGUUACACGUAGGCAACACUUAAGUACAUCACGUUGCUGAUGAAGUCUUUUUGCAAUGUCUGUCCUCACUUGCUGGUGGUGGCAGCGCGUUCCUGACUGCAUGUACUCGUAAGGCGCGGCAACACUGGGUGGAUACGAGGCCGACAAAACGCUCACUCCAAUGAUUGACCGACUAUUGUGCGUCACUGAAACCUUUUUAUCAUACCAGGUUGACAACGACGCAACCGACGAGCGCGAGUUGUUCUGCGACAGGCUUUCUUGUCGAAGGCACCGGCAAAAUCAGUGUGCCGACCAUCGUUCGACCAAACCCCGCGCGAUCGGCCGUCGAACCGACAACACAAUAGUGACAGCAUCUUCGCUUGUGUGUAUAAAGGUCGAAUUAAACUGCCUUUAUACAGUGGAAUCUCGUUGAUACGAUUCUCACGGGCACCGAAAAUAAAAACGUAUUAUCCAAAAAUCGUAUUAUCCAAAACGGACUCCAAAAGAUCGCGAAUAAUACAUACUUGGCACAGAACUUGCUUUUAUUAAAGCACUUUAAAAUAAUCCGUCACUUUGCGCUGCACUUUUUGCAGUUGGGCGGCAGGAAAUUACUUUUACGUUUUGCAGCCACGAAGUAUCGACAGGGUGCGCGGCACAAUUGUCGAGAACCAGAAGAAUUCUACGGUUCGCGGCACGCAUCCGGGCAUCCAGAAAUGUGAGGAACUCUGUGAAAAGGGCUCCGGUCAUCCAUGCCUUCUUAUUCGCUUUAUAAAUGACAGGAAGGCGUGGGUUACGCGAAAAGCAGCGUGGCUUCCAGUAUUUGCCAAUGACAGUAGGCUUGAGCUUCUCGGUUCCAUCAGCGUUGCAGCACAACAAUACAGUGACUCUUUCUUUGCUUUUUUUUCCGCCUUGACACGUCUCACCUUUUAUGCUGAGACUUUUCUCGGGCUGAAGAUUGAUGAACAACCCAGCUUCAUCUGCGUUGAACACGUCCCUUGGCUGGUACUGAGCAAUCACCGCCGGCAGAGUCGAAAGCCAGUUGGAGACCUGAUCUUGGUCGGCAGACUUCCCUUCGCCGGAAACGGUUUUAUACGACAGACCAUGCCGUGUUUUAAAACGAUGGAGCCACCCGCCCGAAGCUUUAAAAUCUUCGAUGCCCAACGAGAGUGCUAUCUCAUCAGCUCUCUCGCGAACAACUGUCCCGUCCACGUUCACGCCCGCCGCCCUUACUUCCCUGAACCAUGCCAGAAGAACCUCUUCCAUCUUGCCAUGCUGGGCGCCCCUUGUUUGCUUCACGCCGGCGCCGAAGACUUGAAUGUUCUUCUGAAUUUCUUCUCGCUUGCCGACGAUCGUGUUCAGCGUGGAGACAGGCAAACAAAGUUCGCGUGCCAGGUUGACACGUUUCUUCUGCGGAUUUUCAUCGACUUUUGCUAGGACGUCGAGUUUUUCUUUCAGCGAUAACGCUUUACGCUUUCUAGACAUGGUGAAGCGCACGGGUGAAACGCGGCACCAAAACAGAAGAAACGAUAAGGGCGAAGUGCAAGCUGAACGCUCGAAACACCAAAAUGGCAACGAGAAAUGGCAAGCACAAAGCCAACAAAGCCUACAGCAUCGUCAAUGCAUGCGCCAAUCACUGCUUCUUGGUCACGUGAUUUUACCGUGAGUACUAUGUCUUAGGAUAGAUGGCGCUAAAAACCUUCGGUGCGUUUGGUGUGCGAGCUUGCGAAAAUUGCUCCCAGAGGCCGCCACACUGCUACAGGCGCUGUGCAGAAGCACGGCCGGCCUCAGCCGAGCCGAGCCAGGCCAAGCCUCGAGCAUACAAAGCGCGCGUCGCCGCGUCUUUAGUCCGCCGUGCCUGUCGUUUCGCUCGAUGUUAAUUUCAGUAGCUCUGCCCACCCGCUUCAAAGGACUGGCUCUGAUGUUAUCAUCAUACAGAAGACGUUUCCGGGAUCGUAUUAUCCAAACCGACGUGGAAAUACGAUCGUAUUAGCCGUACAAAAAUGCAUUUACCUCUAUAGGGCAUCGGCCGGGAACGAAAAAAAAACGUAUUAUGCCGAAAAACGUAUUUAGCCGAAUCGUAUCAACGAGAUUUCACUGUAGUUCAAUUCUGGCCUUAGCGAUUUGAAAUCAGCCACACUUCACUUCGCAUGGCGCGUACACAAUAAGCGGUAAGCAGCGACACAGCGCUGUGCCAACAUCUGUACGUCACCGUACCUGUAGGCAAAAUCCUCUGUGUCCCGUGCAUUGGGGGCAGGUUAAAGAUCUCUUGGUGGUCAAAAUUAAUCCGGAGUCCCCCUACGACUAAGUGCCUUGUAAUGAAAUUGCGAUUUAGGCAUGUUAAACCCCAGAAUCAAUUCAAUUCAGUAUAUAUGCAAUGAAACGACAUGAAAACCUGUUGAGUAACAUGCAUUUGAAUCAGCUGUUCACUUGUGACUAUGUUUUGAACUGGUUUUUUUCUGUUUUAAUAUUUAUGUGACUUGUUUUAGGUCUUGUGUUAUAUUUAUAUAUUCUACUUACAGUGUGCUUGUAAUAUUUGAUGUGAAGCCAUGUUGUUGGGCACAUAGUUUUUAAGACUAUACACCGGAAGCCAAAAGUGUUUUGUUGCUGUUGUUGCUGCUGACUGAUAUUUUCCUUUUUUUCUUUUUCGAUAUUCAGAUUUACACAACUUUACAGAAAAAUUUAUUGCUUUGUGUGAGCAACUUGCCUUCUUGGUCUUGCCAUGUGGUCAGAAGGGUUGCCCCUAGAAAUGUUUUAGAGCACUUUAUGUGAUGUUUUCUUUUAGAUAACUUAUUUUUAACCUGAAAUGUUUUGUUGUCCUUGUGGCAAUUUAUGCUUUUAUAAUUAUACUGUUUUGUAUAAGUGUUGUAUAAGAACUUUUUACUGGCUGUAACAUUCCUUGUCCAUCAUUACAUAUAUUUAAAACAAAUGUAUUGAAUUGUCAAGAUAACCAAUAAUUCUUGGUUCUAGCUUUAUUAGGUAUUCUGGAAAAUUCAGAAAACAGUCAAGCUUAAUGAAAAGAAACCCCCAACAUUAUUGUAGGCAUUUUCUAUGCAAAGAUGUGAAGUGGAGCAUGUGUUUUCUUUUUCUCUCUCUCUAAGAAACAAAAACAUCUCUUGAAUUUGCUAGCCCAUGUUGGCAUGUUAAGCAACAGAUAAAAUGAACACCUUCUCAGAACACCGUCUUGUGAGAUGUCCAAAGUUUAUUGUUAUAAGGUCAGAAUCAGCACAAUUUUACUGCUUGGUUGGUUGUAGAGGUUAGAGUUUCUUUUAUUUACACUUGUCUUUCUCUUUUCCCAGUUUUUCCUUUUUCUUUUGUAGAAAUUCAUAUGGCCGUGAGUUUUAAUUUGGGCCUAUACUUAUGACAAAAAGUUUUAAGUCAUUUCUUAGUGAAGGAAGACAAAUUCUGCUGUCCCAGUUCAGACUACUUCAAUAUUCAGAUGAAUCACACGCUUAAUGUGUCGCAGCACAGUGGUUGUAACCAGUAGCUUACCAUAUCUGAACAUUGUUGAGGUUAUCUAGUUCAGGAGCACAGCAUGUGUGUAAGAAUGUGAAGCUUUUUGGAAACUUCUCAGCCCUGUGUUGUCAUGUGAGAACUCUUCCUCGUAACGUGUGUUGCCUCUUCUUUUGCAAGCAUUACAAUACACAAUUAAAUCUUGUACACUUGUUACUGCUUUGUGGCUGUUUGACAUGCAUUACAUGUGGUUCAUUAACUCAAGAGUUGCUGUUAUCGUAAUUGUCCAAUUAAUUUCAGUUCAACUUUUGUUGAUUAUAUUUGGGACUAACUACUGGUAUGGCCUCAGUUUCUGUAGUGUCACUUUUGCCAUAGACUCUUCCAAGCCUGACUUAAAAAGCUUCUGUUGUACACUUUGUGGCAUCAGUGGGUGUAAGUAGCUCUAAUGCAGUUGUGCUUUUGCCAGUUUUACUCAAGCAAUGCAAAUUUGUACUGCCUCAGCAAAGAGCUCAAGUAUGAGUUUGUUCCCAGUUUCUGUAGGCACACAAAGUAACUGGCUGAGCUUUGUAACUCUUGGGCCAUUUGCACACUACACCCCAAAUGAAACUGUCUAUGGCUACAGAAUGUGGCUUGAUCAGGAUAAACUACAGUUGCUAGUGCCUAUUAACGUGCAAUGCUGUCACGCUAUUUAUUAUAUCGUGCAAACAUCACAUUGACAGUGUGCUUCAGGUUUGUGACAAAAAUAAGGGAAAAAUAAAAGUUUACAUGCUGUGCAGA
Molecule: messenger RNA, 12738 nt
Organism: Dermacentor andersoni
Lineage: Eukaryota; Metazoa; Arthropoda; Arachnida; Ixodida; Ixodidae
Source: RefSeq, a predicted model, not a curated record